Messenger RNA from Notolabrus celidotus (New Zealand spotty), 879 nucleotides. RefSeq lists its product as uncharacterized. Gene Ontology annotation, cellular component: membrane raft. Gene Ontology annotation, biological process: positive regulation of B cell receptor signaling pathway; positive regulation of cytokine production; B cell receptor signaling pathway. Lineage: Eukaryota; Metazoa; Chordata; Actinopteri; Labriformes; Labridae. The transcript has 6 exons. The record is from RefSeq and is a predicted model, not a curated record. Gene Ontology annotation, molecular function: transmembrane signaling receptor activity. Bases 79 to 849 code for a protein of 256 amino acids.
AACUGAGAAAAAACAGAGUAGAUCAACCUCCACAUAAGAGACGACACACAGCUCCCUAAAAAAACUAAAAUUUACAACAUGGGACCCCAAAGGUUUUGGCAUAUUUUUGUAAACUUGACCUUUAUAUUUUACAUGUACUUUCCUUCUGUAUGCUCCGGACUGGACGCACCAAAAAUACACAUGGAGAGGGUCCUAGUGGCUUUCAGGGGUGAAAAUGUCAGCAUUAAAGCUGGCUUGCAGAUUCCAGCAAACUGGAGUCAAGGCACGUUGACGUGCUCUGAUCCUUCAAACAGACAGAUUUACAGCUGUAACAUCGAUGCCACAGAAAACCAGCCGGCUAACCAUGACCUGAAUCUGGAGCUUAAAAACCUGACCAGCUCUGGAGAAUACUGGUGCCAGUAUUACACAGCCAAGGUCUACUGGUUCCUUCAACUACGAGAUGAAGGCUACGUUGAACUCCUAACCUGGAAUCAUACAGAACUCAUAGGGGCUGUCUUCACUGGUGUGCUGCUGGUUUUCAGUGCAAUCAGCUCUGUGUAUGUCUUCAGAGGAAAUUGGAAAGAGCACAUCGCUGACUGCAGAAAACAUAAACAGAAUGAAGAAGAAAGGGAGGCGAAGGAGAUGCAGGAAGACAACGUGGAAGAUGUCAGAGCUCCAUCUGCUUCUGUCUAUGCUAGUCUAGAGCAUCGACCAAGGUCUAUAUAUGAUGUGCUGGACCAUUCAGCUGUUAAAGGAGAGCCAGACCAAAGUAAAGCUAAAAUCAAGAAAAAGGAACUCAAAGAAAUGAAGAAGCAUACUGAAGAAAACCAGCCUGAGGGUGUAUUUGAGUGUGUCUAUGAGAAUUUUUAAAUCAUGAAUAAACUUGUUUCAACAGAUUAA